AUGAAAAGCAGCAUCCUGGGCCGCGGGGUGGAGGGCCGCAUCCUCGUGAACAACGCCCUGGAGCUUGAGGGCCCCGCUCCAGACCUCGAGGUGCAGAACAGCACCUUCGGUUGCCGCAAAUGCAGACUCGAGUGGCUUGGACCCAGCGAAUAUUUCGCGACGGGGCGAUACCCGUCACGCAGGGCAGAGGCGGAGGCGAAGGCGGCGCGCGGCGCCGAGUCCGAAUGCACGGAGGCGUGGAGCAAUGUUAAUGUAAAGGCGGUGGUAGAGUCCGAGGACAUGCGCAAGGACACCUCCGCCACGAGCACGACGAAGAGAGUUGAAGGUGGCCGAGUGAGAAAACCAGCAGCCACCUCUUCUGAUGGCCCACAGAUGGGGGACGAGUGCCACGAGCGGGAGGGUGUAUGGCGCGAGAUGGCAAGGACGAUCAUUCGUGUUUGUCAGGCCCCCGUGGUGGGACCCCCUCUGCACCUUCGCGGAGUCGGUCGCCAUCCUCUCUGUUGCUAA
Messenger RNA from Prorocentrum cordatum, 507 nucleotides. The record is from the annotation of a GenBank genome assembly. Lineage: Eukaryota; Dinophyceae; Prorocentrales; Prorocentraceae.